This is a messenger RNA of Nicotiana tabacum (common tobacco), 1791 nucleotides long. Its product is annotated as phenylalanine--tRNA ligase alpha subunit, cytoplasmic. Gene Ontology annotation, molecular function: phenylalanine-tRNA ligase activity; tRNA binding; ATP binding. Gene Ontology annotation, biological process: phenylalanyl-tRNA aminoacylation. Lineage: Eukaryota; Viridiplantae; Streptophyta; Magnoliopsida; Solanales; Solanaceae. Gene Ontology annotation, cellular component: cytosol; cytoplasm; phenylalanine-tRNA ligase complex. The record is from RefSeq and is a predicted model, not a curated record.
UUCACUGCACAACUGCAGAACUGCUGCUGGGGACAAGGAUAGAAAGACAGCAAAACCCUACAGAGACAAUAUGGCCGAAGACGCCAUUCUUGCUUUUCUUCAGAAGAAUGAUGAGAUUUCUGAUAGUGGAAAAUUCGCCGACGAACAUGGCUUCGCUCAUGAUGAGAUUGUCAAUGUCAUUCGCAGCCUCAAUGGGUUUAGACUUGUUGAUGCUCAGGAUAUUAGGAGAGAGAGAUGGGUGCUUACUGAAGAGGGGAAGACCUAUGCUGCUGUAGGUUCUCCGGAAUUUCAGCUUUUCUCAGCAGUACCACCCAAGGGAAUUGCACGCGAGGAGUUGCAGAAAAAGUUGGAUCCUGCAGUUUUUAAAAUUGGUUGCCAGCAAGCUAUAAAGAACAAGUGGGUGGAGAUGGCGAAGACUCAUGUUUCAAGGAAGGUCCAACAUGCUGAUGACAAAGUUAAAGAUUUGCUCUUGCGGAUACAAAAUGGCGAGGCUGUCAAUCAGGAGGAUAUUGAUGCUCUAAAGCGAAGAAAACUAAUAACUCAGCAGGUUUGGAAAGGACACUCAGUAAGAAAAGGUCCUAAUUAUGCUCCUAAAAGGAAAAGAGCAGCUACUGAUCUCACUCGGGAAAACUUACAGAGGGGGGACUGGAAGGAAUUGGAAUUUAAAGAGUACAACUUCAGUGCUAAAGGUCAGCCAGUUGAAGGUGGCUAUCUUCAUCCAUUGCUCAAGGUUAGGCGGCAGAUACAAAUGGUUUUUCUUAAUAUGGGGUUUGAGGAGAUGCCAACAAAUAAUUAUGUCGAAAGCAGUUUUUGGAACUUUGAUGCACUUUUCCAGCCACAACAGCACCCUGCCCGUGAUUCCCAUGAUACAUUCUUUUUGAAAGUACCUUCCACUACAAAGAUGCUUCCAGAAGAUUAUGUUGAGCGCGUAAAACAAGUUCAUGAAUCUGGUGGUUACCAAUCUAGGGGAUAUGGGUGUGAUUGGAAAAGAGAGGAAGCAAACAAGAAUCUUUUGCGGACACACACUACUGCUGUUUCGUCAAGAAUGUUGUGUGCAUUGGCUCAGAAGCCGUUCUCCCCGAAGAAAUACUAUUCUAUUGAUCGUGUUUUCAGAAAUGAAGCAGUUGAUAAGACACAUCUUGCUGAAUUUCACCAGAUAGAAGGCUUAAUAUGUGACCGUGGACUUACUCUUGGUGACCUGAUUGGUGUUCUUCAUGACUUCUUUUCUCGUCUAGGAAUGUCCAAGCUUCGGUUCAAACCUGCUUAUAAUCCCUAUACUGAGCCCAGCAUGGAAAUUUUCAGCUACCAUGAAGGUUUACAGAAAUGGAUAGAAGUUGGCAAUUCUGGUAUGUUUAGGCCUGAAAUGCUGCUUCCCAUGGGGCUUCCAGAAGAUGUUCGGGUUAUUGCCUGGGGCCUUUCCCUUGAGAGGCCUACCAUGAUUCUCUACGGAUAUGACAACAUCAGAGAUCUUUUUGGUCCCAAGGUGGAUCUAGCUGAACUAAAAAAGAAUCCAAUAUGCCGGCUUGGACUUCAGUAACUCAUACCAUUCCCGGCUUGUGGGUCCAUUCUAGCACGCGUCGACAUUCUUGAUUGUUUUGAGAUAGAUUUUUUCUGCAGGGCCAGCUAGUUGAGGUCAUUUUUUGUUUUACAGUGGGACAACUUUCACCGGAAUUUAUUGUAGAUGGACAAUUUUCUACAUACAGUUGAGAUUGUUGAUACAAAUGUGAAGAUUAUAUUUCAAAUGGAUGGAAGUUGUAUUCAAGUUUGAUGCUGUCACUGGAUUUUGACUCA